This is a messenger RNA of Tachyglossus aculeatus (Australian echidna), 897 nucleotides long. It is a transcript of the gene CX4H9orf85, whose product is annotated as chromosome X4 C9orf85 homolog. Lineage: Eukaryota; Metazoa; Chordata; Mammalia; Monotremata; Tachyglossidae. The record is from RefSeq and is a predicted model, not a curated record. The transcript is spliced from 4 exons. The coding region runs from base 183 to 656 and encodes 157 amino acids.
GGAGCCUGCCGCCGCCAAGUGCCUUCCGAGCAGUGGAGGGGCCGUGAAGUCCAUGCGGGCUUGUUAGACCCUCUCAGCCCUCCCCCCCCCACCCUUACUCCCCACCAUCAGAAGCGUCAUUUUCUUUCCUGGACCAAGUUUCCUUCGUCGCGGCAGUAUCGGUUGCAGCGGCAGCAGCAGCGAUGAGCUCGCAGAAAGGCAAUGUGGCUCGUACCAGGCCCCAAAGGCACCAGAACACGUUUAGCUUCAAAAAUGACAAGUUUGACACCAGUGUUCAGACCAAGAAAAAUAAUGCAAAACUUCAUGAUGGAGUGUGCAAACGUUGUAAAGAAAUUCUAGAGUGGCGAGUAAAAUUCAGCAAGUAUAAACCGCUAUCGAAACCCAAAAAAUGUGUUAAAUGUCUGCAGAAGACAGUGAAAGAUUCUUAUCACAUUAUCUGUAGACCCUGUGCCCAUGAACUGGAUCUUUGUGCUAAAUGUGGAAAGAAAGAAGAGAUUGUCAUUUCGAUCAGUAAAGGAUCAGAGAAGACUGAAAAUGGGCCAGAUUCUAGCUGCAGAAGGAAUGGAAGAGUCGAAAUGGACGAAGAUGAGGAUGAAUUACAUUGUGAGAUUGAUUUAAAUGAUUCCCAAGAGACAGGUGAAGUUGAACUGAGAUGACCAUUUUUAAAAGGAAUGUGGAAGAACAAAAGCAUGACACACUUUUGACAUUAGGGCAUCUUGGUCAGGACUCAGGAGUCCAGAAAAACUCCAACAAAGUUGCCUAAAUUGCAACUGCCAAAGUAGAAAUGUACUUCUGUUGUGUGACUUGCAUGGUCAGCGGAAGAGUGAUGUCUCUGUUGUGUGAUUGCCAAUCACGGAAUGAUUUUCAGAAAUAAACAUCAGAAAGUGUCGAGACUGA